AUGGGGGCCCCGGAUCCGACUAGUCUGGAGGACACCCUUCCCACCACAAACAACAUUUCCAAGACCUCUCGGCUCUGGGAGAACCAGCCAAAUCCCUCUCUGAUUCCAAUCCUCCUUCCUGUCUUGUCAAACGCGGUGCUCCGGCUGAAAUCUUUGCAGCCCCUCAUCCCUUUCCUCCCCACCGGGAGGCUGGCACACGAGGUGAGGUAG
This is a messenger RNA of Diaporthe amygdali, 210 nucleotides long. RefSeq lists its product as uncharacterized. Lineage: Eukaryota; Fungi; Ascomycota; Sordariomycetes; Diaporthales; Diaporthaceae. The record is from RefSeq and is a predicted model, not a curated record. The transcript has a single exon. Bases 1 to 210 code for a protein of 69 amino acids.